ACAUCCAUUGUUCAGUAAGAAGCCCGCACUGUUACAAUUAUGUCGUGGAAAAACAACAUGACGCGAUUUAAGUUGUACGAAAAUGUAUUUAUCGAAACGAACAUACUUCCUCCAAAGUACGACGGCGUCAUCAUCAUACUCUACCCGCCAGAGUUAAACGUUGAACCGCCACGGCAUAUAAAAAGUUUCAUAAACAACCUGAAAGAGUUAGAUAAGCAUGUGAUGAAAACACCUACCGUGUGGAAUUGUGACUAUGUGUCUGGUGGAAGGCUCAUACUAGCGCCGACCGGGAAGAUAACUCGGUACCACGACGCUAGGGUUCUAUACGAAGCAGCCAAGAAGGGAAUGAAGAGAGCUCUGGAUGCGGGGGUGAGAAAACCUCUGAUGGUGGUCCAGCAAACUGAUCACUUCCCUGAUGGACAGCUGGUUGCUAUUCUCGGAGCAUUGGAAGUUCUUUACACUCCACUACACGCUAAGAUUGCGGGGAAGAACAAAGCUGACUUCAUCGGAUUCCAUGCUGAGGAGAAAUUGGAAGAGCAUUUCGAAAGAAUCGUCAGAAACGCUAUCGCCUUGGAACUUUCUAGAAUAGUCACUCGCGAUAUAUCUGCUGGAGACCCGGAGGAAAUGAGUCCAGCUAAAAUAGUUGAUUAUAUAAGAAGGGAAUUUGAUGGCGAUAGAAACUGUAUCGAUAUCAACGUUAUAGAGGAUGAAGAAGUCAUCGCUACGGAAUACCCGCUACUAGCAGCUGUGAAUAGAGCAGCUAAUGCCGUGGACAGACACAAAGCUAGAAUCGUCGAACUGACGUAUAAACCUUCGAACAUCUACAGGAUCACCGAAACCCUGAUGCUAGUAGGCAAGGGUGUGAGUUACGACACGGGAGGCGCAGAUAUCAAGAUUUCCGGGAAAAUGGCGGGUAUGUCCCGUGAUAAAUGCGGAGCGGCAGCAGUGGCUGGCUUCCUCAAAGCCUGUGCCAUCCUUAAACCCCCACAUUUGAAGGUCAUUGGAGUUUUAUGCUUGUGCAGGAACUCCGUUGGAUCAGAAUCGUACGUAGCCGAUGAAUUGCUUAUGUCCAAAAGCGGAAAGACCGUGAGGGUUACCAACACGGAUGCGGAAGGAAGACUAGCGAUGGCGGAUGCUCUGUUCGACAUGACAGAAAGAGCUAGCAGAGAACUGAAUCCGCAUAUCUACACAAUAGCGACUCUGACUGGCCACGCCAGGGUUUCGUACGGAGCUAAUUCAGCAGCUAUGGACAACCACAGUGCCAGAGCCACAUCGCACGCGAGUAAGCUACAGUUCAGUGGAUCAAGAAUAGCAGAGGGCGUUGAAGUUUCUGUAGUAAGACCUGAAGACUUAGAUAAUAACGCAGGAGUAGCAGACGGAGAUGAUAUGGUCCAAGUCAACAUGAAACAAACAGUGAGACAUCACCAGCUAGCCGCGGGUUUCCUCAUCAAAAUAGCAGGUCUUGAUGAUAAGAACGUUAAAUAUACUCAUCUGGAUAUAGCUGGUGCUUGUGGGUCGGUGGAUAUGACUCCGACAGCUGUACCGGUCUUAACGCUGUGUCAUGCGCAUAAAGUUAUUGUGUGAUAGUGAAAAUUCUUUGAAAAUAGUGCAAUGUUAAAUAACGGAAACUUAAGGGUUUGAUUUCACGAUAGGUUUACAAAUAAAAACGUAUUUAUGCCAGCAAAAUGC
Molecule: messenger RNA, 1689 nt
Organism: Plutella xylostella (diamondback moth)
Lineage: Eukaryota; Metazoa; Arthropoda; Insecta; Lepidoptera; Plutellidae
Gene: Dip-B
Product: Dipeptidase B
Biological process (GO): proteolysis
Cellular component (GO): cytoplasm
Molecular function (GO): manganese ion binding; metalloaminopeptidase activity
Source: RefSeq, a predicted model, not a curated record